This is a messenger RNA of Callorhinchus milii (elephant shark), 1630 nucleotides long. RefSeq names its product hypocretin (orexin) receptor 2 (gene hcrtr2). Bases 1 to 1338 code for a protein of 445 amino acids. Gene Ontology annotation, biological process: circadian sleep/wake cycle process; feeding behavior; G protein-coupled receptor signaling pathway. Gene Ontology annotation, molecular function: orexin receptor activity. Gene Ontology annotation, cellular component: membrane. The record is from RefSeq and is a predicted model, not a curated record. Lineage: Eukaryota; Metazoa; Chordata; Chondrichthyes; Chimaeriformes; Callorhinchidae. The transcript is spliced from 7 exons.
AUGGCAAUCCCUGGGACCCGAGCAGCCCCUGAGGACCUCAGGCUGGACAGCAACGUGUCGGUGUCCAUGUCCCCGACCACCAACACCAGUGCGCAAUCCACCGCCGACUACGAUGAUGAGUUUAUCCGCUAUUUGUGGGGAGAGUAUCUGUAUCCCAAAGAGUACGAAUGGGUUCUCAUCGCAGCCUAUAUUGCGGUGUUCGUUGUGGCUCUGGUUGGCAACGUGUUGGUUUGUGUUGCAGUGUGGAAGAAUCACCACAUGCGAACGGUCACAAACUAUUUCAUAGUUAAUUUGUCAUUUGCGGAUGUGCUUGUUACGAUAAUCUGCUUGCCUGCCAGCCUGGUGGUCGAUAUAACAGAGACAUGGUUCUUUGGACAGAUAUUCUGUAAAGUCAUCCCAUACCUGCAGACUGUUUCGGUCUCUGUGUCUGUGCUGACACUCAGUUGUAUUGCACUGGAUCGCUGGUAUGCUAUAUGCCACCCGCUGAUGUUCAAAAGUACAGCCAAACGAGCAAGGAAUAGCAUCAUCAUUAUAUGGAUCGUGUCCUGCGUGCUAAUGACCCCCCAGGCAAUCGUAAUGGAAUGCAGCAUCAUGGUGCCAGAGCUGGUGAACAAAACCAUUCUAUUCACUGUCUGUGACGAGCACUGGGGAGACACUGUCUAUCCCAAGGUUUAUCAUAUCUGCUUUUUCAUCGUUACGUACAUGGGCCCCUUGUGUCUCAUGAUCCUGGCCUACUUCCAAAUCUUCCGGAAGCUCUGGUGUCGGCAGAUCCCGGGAACGUCGUCGGUGGUGCAAAGAAAGUGGAAGCCUCUUGCCUUGCAGUGCUCAUCACAAAGGGCUGCUGGCCUCCAGACCAAACCCAGAAUAAACGCUGUUGCUGCAGAAAUCAAACAGAUCCGAGCCAGGCGGAAGACAGCACGCAUGCUCAUGGUGGUUCUGUUUUUCUUCGCAGUGUGCUACCUGCCGAUAAGUAUUCUGAAUGUAUUGAAAAGGGUGUUUGGAAUGUUCGACAAUAUCGACGACAGGGCAACCGUUUACGCAUGGUUUAUGUUUUCACAUUGGCUGGUCUAUGCCAACAGUGCAGCGAAUCCCAUUAUUUACAAUUUCCUGAGUGGCAAAUUCCGCGAAGAAUUCAAAGCUGCCUUUUCCUGCUCGUUCGGGACAGGCCAGCAGAGGGAAGAGGGACUCAGGAGAGGCCGGGCCAGCACUGAGAGCCGCAAGUCGCUGACCACACAGAUCUGCCACCUUGACAAUCCUUCUAAAAUCUCCGAGCAAGUUGUGCUCACGAGUCUAAACACCUUGCAGGGUAGCCAUCUCGCUUCAAACCGGAACUGGUGACAUGUCGCACAUAUAGUUUGUCGACUGUGUUUGCAAAAUCCACAGGGAGAAGUCGUGUUGUUUUACAUCCUUUUUUAUUCGCCAAGAGAAGUGAGUUUUGCCCAGCAUCCUGGCAAGUAAUCCCACAGAUUAGUGAUGUUUCACCUCAUCAGCUGUUUGUCGGACCUUGCUGGUACUAACAGCUGCCGCUUUUGCCUGCGAGAACCAGUCUCUAUACUUGGCAGUAAUAACUCAUGAUGAAGCACUGUAAAACAUGCAACUCGUUUCUUUUAACUUGUUCAACAAUUAUUGU